GGCUGUUAACAGGCGCGAGAUUUGAUACGGUUCGUCGUUUUGAUGGGCGGCACGCAGACCGACUCAUUUUUCUUAAGUUGCCUCGCGAAACCAUUUACACGCAUGGAAAUAUUAUAAAUAUCGAUUUAUUAUAUCAUAUCGAUAUAUAGCAGGGUUUCAGCUAGUUCAAGCCUGCUAGAUGACCGUAGAAGAACUAGCCAUGAUGCUAACUGGUUGAUGUGAGCUGUUAGCUGCAGUCUUAAAUGAUCGCCACAAACUAAUGACGAGUUAUUCCUUUAGUGCUGACUAGCUGUCUCUAGAUGAAUAAUGGUAGUGCUUAUGUCAGCGUGAUGGAGCCAAAGCCUUCAGCAGCAGUGGUGGUCAGUGCUGUACCUCCAUACGGACAUGUCAUCGUCAACGCCAAGUGGAGGGGCUCCACACUAGUGCAGCAUUUUAAAGGGAAUGUGAAGACUGUCUUUGAGGAGGAGCUUGGUGUUGUGGACCUUCACCUCAGUAACAAAAGUUGUAUCCUGUAUGUGUCAGAGAGUGACUUGGUGGCAGGGAACGACUACAAAAGAAAAAUUGUUCGAUUCAGAAAUGCCAAUAGUAACUUCCAUGGGAUUGUUCUGGUGGAGAAGACCCAUCUCAGUGAGCAGUACUUCAGUGCACUGCAGAAGUUUGUGGUGUUGGAGCUGGGCCUGACCCUGCUGCAUGUCUCAGGUCCUGGUGAAGCAGCCCAGCUCAUUGCACAGAUGGUGCACGGAGAGAGCAAGGUGAACCCAUUCCGCAGGAAAAGCACAGCCAGACUACUGGACCCAGUGGUGUUGAACUUGGUACAGCAGAUCCCUGGGGUUGGCAAGGUGAAAGCCAUGGCCCUACUCCAGUGCUUCUCGAGCAUCCAUAAGAUCAGCAACGUCUCAGUUGAGGAGCUGGAGCCUGUUGUGGGGCAGGCCACUGCUCAGCACAUCUGGGCUUUUUUUCAUGACAUACUUCCAUGAUAUAGUGACACACGGCACUGUACAGAGACUUUCACACAGGAUGUACCUGCUGUUUGCCAUGUAAAGACUCUAACCUAAUGCAAACCAAAUGCUAUCAAAACCAUAGAAUUUUUAGUUCUUGUUCAAGAAAAACUGAAUAGCGUUUCCAAACAAUUUUCCUGCAAUGCAGUUAAUAAAAUUUGUUUGUCCUUUGAGGGGGAAAAAGUAUCAUAGUC
Hemibagrus wyckioides is the source of this 1192-nucleotide messenger RNA. It is a transcript of the gene faap24, whose product is annotated as FA core complex associated protein 24. Bases 300 to 977 code for a protein of 225 amino acids. Gene Ontology annotation, molecular function: chromatin binding. Gene Ontology annotation, cellular component: Fanconi anaemia nuclear complex. Gene Ontology annotation, biological process: interstrand cross-link repair. Lineage: Eukaryota; Metazoa; Chordata; Actinopteri; Siluriformes; Bagridae. The transcript is spliced from 4 exons. The record is from RefSeq and is a predicted model, not a curated record.